AUGGACCAUACAGUGUUUGAGGAGUGGCUGAAAUCAUCUAUCCCAUCGAUGAAAGAAUUCGCGGGAGGAAGGAAUGUGACUCUAGUGCUCGAUAAUGCACCUUAUCAUACAAGAGCACUAGAGAAGAUUCCUACCAGAUACUCCACCAAGCGAGAGAUCGUGAACUAUCUCGCCUCGCAUGGCGUCGCAGUGGCUAUAGAUAGCACAAAAGCUUCGCUCUUACAAGAGCUGGACCAUUUCGUCGCCAGUCGAGGCGGCGUCGCAGCAUUACGCUGUUACGCCGCUGAGAGGAUUUGCGAGAGUAUGGGGGUGAGCUUACCUAGGCUCCCCCCAUUCCACUGCUUCUUCAAUACAGUGGAGUCGUGUUGGAGCAACCUCAAACACCGGCUCAACAAGAUGGGAAGACCCACGGACAGGCUGGAAACAGUAACG
This is a messenger RNA of Ostertagia ostertagi, 432 nucleotides long. The record is from the annotation of a GenBank genome assembly. NCBI's taxonomy places the organism in Eukaryota, Metazoa, Nematoda, Chromadorea, Rhabditida, Trichostrongylidae.